AUGACAUUCACGGUCACAGAACAGCUCCUCGCGAUCGACCAUAUAGUCGACCGUAUCAUCUCAUACACCGACCGCCGCAGCUUGUCACGCAUGAUGAGUGUCAGUAAGGCGAUGUACCACCUUGUGGCUCGUCCUCUCUACAGAAACGCCGCCGUCUGGGAAGAGACCAUGAACUCGUUCAUGCUGGGUGCUACCCAGCAAUGCGAGUGUGAGAAGUGUAUCGCCCGUUUCAAGGAAGACUACGGCUAUGAUGUCAAGACGGGCAAGUUUACGCCGUGGGGUGCAGCUACAAACCAGCCUCACCGUUACGGCAAGUACACCUCCAACCGUCCCACCGAUGCCGAGCUCAAGGCCCAGCCCAGGAAUGAGGCCAUGCAAAAGGCCAGGCAACAGGCCAGAAGCAUGUGCGCUCAUAAAGAGGAAAUCGCCACGCCCAAGACCGUCGAGGAGCUGGCUGCCGAGCGCGACGAGUGGAUUCCCGACUUUCACAAGACCGGGCGUCAGGCUACUGGCAAGAAGACUCAAGGACGCAAGAACAAAGGAAACAAAAUCAAAAGGACGCCACGCAAGGGCGGUAAAGCAGCCAAGAACACCACACCCCCAUCAUCGUCGUCAACAAUCGCCGAGGCCAACGCGGGCGUCAAGCCUGCCUCGAACGACGACAAGGGCAGUAUCGCUACGCUGCAUCACCAUGAAAGCGCUUGCAGUGGCUAUGGCAACCCGUUGGCCAAGUACGUCACCAACCUUGAGGUGCUGCGCAUCGUUGAGACGCCCGUGGGAGCCACACACUGCUUCUACAUCUGCGAGAACAUCCCUCACGGCGAGUGCAACAUCAUCGACAAACUCAAGCCCCACAAACUCGUUAUCCGCAACGUUUGGGGAGGUUCGGUGCCCUUCGCCGAGAACUGGAGCCUUCCCCGCGAGACUAAGGAGGUCGUGGUCAUACUGCCCACCGCUCGCGAUCGUUACCAGAUAGGCGGACCCACACGUCUUACCCGAUCGUACUUUGGUCAGUUCACCAAUGCCAAGAGCGUCAAGCUAGUGUUUUGGCCAGACUGGGACAUCUCUUUGACUCUGCACCCCCUUGCCAAGUUGCGUCGCCAGGCUUUGGGUCCAUUCAACGACGCCGACCUUGACCGCAAGUCUCCCAUCUUCGUCGAUUACAUCGCCGACGUGCUUCGCACCCUCACCUACGCUCGCAGUUCCCUCUCUGGCAGCAAUCCUAUGGUCACCGUUUAUGGCCUUGAAACGCUCCGCCUCACUGGACACAAUGGCAUGUCGACUUUGGUUCGCGCGUACAACAAGACUCACCCACACGGUCCUGCGCCAAACCUCCAGUCUCUCGUCAAGGCCCACGUGUCCGCCGUGCAGACUACAAUGGCCUAUCCUGAUGGUCAAAAUGAGGCUCCCAUCAUGCUCGGAUCCUGCCCAGUUCAGUGGCGAACCAUUGGCGCAUACAUCGAGAACCUCGACGCCCGUGCGGGUGAGAUUGACGAGUUUGACUGA
Apiotrichum porosum is the source of this 1506-nucleotide messenger RNA. RefSeq lists its product as uncharacterized. The coding region runs from base 1 to 1506 and encodes 501 amino acids. The record is from RefSeq and is a predicted model, not a curated record. The transcript has 3 exons. NCBI's taxonomy places the organism in Eukaryota, Fungi, Basidiomycota, Tremellomycetes, Trichosporonales, Trichosporonaceae.